Molecule: messenger RNA, 4806 nt
Organism: Scatophagus argus
Lineage: Eukaryota; Metazoa; Chordata; Actinopteri; Scatophagidae
Product: sodium/potassium/calcium exchanger 3-like
Exons: 17
Coding region: 330-2321 (663 amino acids)
Biological process (GO): calcium ion transmembrane transport; intracellular calcium ion homeostasis
Cellular component (GO): membrane
Molecular function (GO): calcium, potassium:sodium antiporter activity; calcium channel activity
Source: RefSeq, a predicted model, not a curated record
CCUCAUCGCUCACCAGACGGACGCAUCCAUGGAGGGCUCAUGCAGCAGUCCUCUGCCUUACUACUUCCAAAACCACUUUUCAACAUGACAUAAGAAGCAAAAUCCGGCUCUUCCAGCCAGACGCUCGCCGUUUCUGCCAAACAGCCCUCGCAGCAUCCCGUCGGUACCAAUUUCCAACUUCUUCUUCUUCUUCUUCUUUUUUAAUUAACAUUCCCCCUGCUUCCCUGAAACCCCUCCCCUGUACUUUUUCAUCCAUUCCCGGGAGAUAAUUCAGUUCCCUGGGAAUUAAAGGAGGUUACUCGUGUUUUCUUUCCACUUCGGCCAUCCGCAUGGAUGUGAUGUCUGUAGAGGGGAUGUCUGUGCCGGCUGUCCGACUGCGGAAUCGGCUGGCGCAAGUGAUGCCGAACCUGAAGAAGGUCAAAGCGAGACGGAAAAGACGAAAGGAGUUGGUUUUAAUCCAGAUAUGCUUGUUCGGCGGCUUGCUGGUGGUCGUGAAGGGGUUUUCCUGCUUAGCGGAAAAUUCAGGUUUCUCCAGCCACAGCGGUGAGGACCAGGAGAGGUGGGGAGGGAGGAGGCUCCUGCAGGAAAUGGACAACAGCAGCCUAGAGGAAAUGGAGAGUGAGGGAUCUAAGAACUGCACUGCUCCAGCUCUGCACGAGUUUCCUACAGACCUGUUCACAAACAAAGAGAGAACAGAAGGAGCUGUGGCGCUACAUGUCCUGUGUGCCAUUUACAUGUUCUGUGCCCUGGCCCUCGUCUGUGAUGACUACUUCGUCCCCUCCCUGGAGAAGCUGUGCGAGCGUCUCCACCUCAGUGAGGAUGUAGCAGGUGCCACCUUCAUGGCUGCCGGCAGCUCGGCCCCUGAGCUCUUCACGUCCGUUAUAGGGGUGUUCAUUACUAAAGGUGACGUGGGUGUGGGAACCAUCGUGGGUUCAGCUGUCUUCAACAUCCUCUGCAUCAUCGGUGUGUGCGGCUUCUUCGCCGGCCAGGCGGUGAAGCUUUCCCAUUGGGCUCUACUCCGAGAUUCAAUUUAUUACAUAUUUUCCAUCACAGCCCUCAUUGCGUUCAUCUAUGAUGAGAAGGUGUGUUGGUGGGAGUCUCUUGUCCUGAUCCUCAUGUAUGCAGUCUACAUCCUCAUCAUGAAGUUUAAUAGCCGGGCACAUCGCUACUUUGACCGUCGAAAGAAGAGCUCUAUGAAUCUGGCUAAUGGGCUGACAGGAAGUACUGAUCUGGAGGAUAAUGUCACAUGUGAUGCUACAGCUGUUCUGCUCAAAAAAGCUAACUUCCACUGUAAGCCUUCAGUGCUGAUGGUGGACGAGCUGCUGUCUGCGUACCCCCACCAGCUGUCUUUCUCAGAGGCCGGCAUGAGGAUCAUGAUCACCAGUCAUUUCUCCCCCAGGACACGCCUCACCAUGGCUUCGCGCAUGCUUAUCAAUGAGAGACAAAGACUCAUCAACACCACUGAGACUCGAGUCAACCGCAUCACUAACGGCGACUCUGACUCAGCUGCCAGGGCUCAGGGGAGGCGGGGCUUAGAGAAUGGGAUGGCCGGUGCUGAGGGUCUGAACGGGAGGUGCAGACUACAGCGGCUGGAGUCUGGAAACGAGACAGAGAAUGAAAAUGAGGAUAAUGAGAACAAUGAAAACGAUGAGGGAGGAGAGGGAGAAGAUGACAGUAAUGGCCCAUUGGUGCCUUUCAAAGUUCCAGCUGGGGUGUGUAACAAGCUGAAGUGGCUGGCCAUGUGGCCGUUGUCCCUGCUUCUGUUCUUCACUGUGCCCAACUGUGCCAAGCGCCGCUGGGAGCGAUGGUUCUUGGUCUCCUUCUUCACUGCCACCAUCUGGAUCGCUGGCCUCUCCUACAUCAUGGUCUGGAUGGUGACUGUGAUCGGCUUCACCCUGGGAAUUCCUGAUGUUAUCAUGGGCAUCACCUUCCUAGCAGCAGGCACCAGUGUCCCAGACUGCAUGGCUAGUGUUAUAGUUGCACGACAAGGUCUGGGAGACAUGGCCAUCUCCAACUCCAUAGGCAGUAAUGUGUUUGACAUCCUGGUGGGUCUGGGCCUGCCCUGGGCGCUGCAAACACUCUGCAUCGACUACGGCUCCAAUAUUCAUCUUAACAGCAGAGGACUCAUAUUCUCUGUUGGACUCUUACUAGCCUCUGUGUUCGUCACGGUUCUCGGUGUCCAUUUGAACAAAUGGACUCUGGACUGGCGACUGGGCUUGGCCUGCCUCAUCUUGUACGCCAUCUUUCUAUGCUUCUCCGUCCUCAUUGAGUUUAAUGUCUUCAUCUUCGUCAACCUUCCUAUGUGCCGAGACAUCCACUGACCUUCCCUCUUCUGCUUCUUCUUCCUCCUCCUCAUCUUCUUCCUCCGGUUAGUGGAGGACACCUCACCUGGCUUCCGGUUUGUCAGCACAUUGGAACCAAGUUCAACCUUAGAAUAAAAAAUAGAGCCCUUUAUGAUUUAUCUGUGGUGCAAUACACACAUGAGAGAAGACACCGGAAGUUUUGAUUUAUUUUUCUCGGACCGGACAGGAGGAGUGCAAAGAAAUUCCCCACAGGAGAGAUUGCUGCCAGUGGUCUAAUGAACUGGAAGGGUUGGAUGGAGUGAACAUAACUGUAUUAACACCAACAAUUAGACUGUUGGUGUAGAAGCUGCUACUAUAACUGACUGACAGACUGGUGGAAAGAGAGAAAUCCGGCGCUCACAGCGAUUUUUAGCUGGAAAUGUUUGUUACUCUUUGUACAAGUUUGGAUAUAAGCACACGAUUAAGGUAUUUUUAAGUACAAACUGGCUAUUUCUGUAUAUAUUUGAUGAUUAUAUAAGUGCUAAUAUUAGCUGGUAUGUGGGAUUCUCUUAUGCACAAUUAGGAUCAGUCUUGCAAAACAGAAUGAUCCAAUGACAGUAACAAUAUUUUAUGUUUUACCUUAGUGAUUCGGUCUGCCAGUAAUACACUCAAAUUGCUUCAACAUGUGUCCCGUGCUCAGUAGCAGCCAGCAUAGCAUGCUGUACUAGCCACAAGUCAACUCUAGCUUAACACUGUCUAGAUAUUUAACACUAAUCACACAGAGUCCGCUCUUGUUUCUCUCUCUCUCUUUCUCUACGGGCAUAUCCAAGUAGAUGUGGGCUUUGUUUUUCUUUAAAGUGACCCACAUAGGAAAGGUAGCUCCCUGGAACUGACAUCCAGCACCGUCACUUUAUUAAUUAGAGAUAUUAUUUUAUCAUUGCAAAAUCUCUCCAGGUACUUUAAAGAUGUAACUACUGAAUUUAAAGUUCCCUCUAUGCUUAGACCACUUGUACAAUAUUAAAGAAUUACUUUUUAGUCUCUGAGUUGAGUAUAAUAACCUUGUUACUUCUUAAAGCCAAAAGUAUUUUUUAGAGUAGAAGUAUUAGUCGUAGGUUUGGACUUAAGAGUCAGCUCGAGUGCAAAUGUGUGCGUGUGUGUUACAGUCUCGAGGGGAACCAAGGCCACCACUGUUACUGGGAAGACAUAAUCAUGAUUUAUUUAUGAAUUAAUUUAUUCAAAGAUCAUGUCUAACCACCAGUUUCAGCCCUUUGGAUCAUGUACAGUGUACUAAGUGGAACGUUCUCCGCUCUCUGACGACGGAGCUGUACAAUGUACUGUACCUAAUAUAUAAUCUAAGUACUGGAAAUUGACUUGAUGUUGUUUAUAUUUAAGAAUAGAACUUUAUAAUUUAUAAGUUUUGUAUUGUUUGGAAAUAUAUCGCAACAUUUGUAUAUUGGUACAAACACCGUGGUUUCCGACGAUGAUGGAUACGUUACCAUGGAGACGUUGUAAUUUGGUGAGAUGGACUGAAAAUGCAAUCUUUAUCACUGGUCCUAACAUGGGCGGAAGCUCUUGCUAAUCUCCUCACAUGUUGAAUUGGUGAUGAAUCAGAAAAGAUUCACUUUCAGAUCAAAGAAGAAGUGUGUACUGAUGGCACACCACCCUUUGAACUUUCACAACACGUUGUUUCUUGAACACAGUGCUUGAACUCCUGUGCCAUCCCUUGUAUUUGAGGCUUCAAAACCAACGCUUGUGGCCGUUCUCCUGCUUGUAUUUGAGCCAGAAAAAAAAAACACCUUUAUCAACAGUAUUGCCACUCUGUUUCAGCAUGUGUUCAAAUGAAAGAUAUGUAUUUUUAUGUGAUUUUAUUUUUACCUUCAAGGAAAAUUCUCUUGUUGGACUUGCUCCUGUGUAUGUGUUGAUGCGUCUCCUGCUGCCACAGGAAGGCGCUGCAGAGCUGUGUUCAGUCAGCAUAGGUGGAUCUUAUUUUACACACUCAGUAGAAAGUGACUUGGGUAUAUUUUAAGGUAGACUACAUAGAGACAAAUACAGGUUGCUUUGCAUGCCUCUUCCAUAAUUCAGAUUGUUUUGUGUGUAAUUUAACUGCAUUACCUGGAUCAAAAAGGCGCUGUCUCGAUUCGGCUGUACAUAUCAGAGGGGUAUGCUAUUGUAAACACAGAUGUUGGAAUAAUUUCUGAUGGGCAGUUAUAUUUGAGAUAUAUACAGUAUUUAGAAUGUAGGCCUACAGCAAUUCGUUUUCAGCUACUUAAUGUCGUUUUUUGCUCAUGUCUUUUGAAUUGUUUGUAAAUCCUUAUUUUUGUUGAUGAGGACUUCUGGGCAGAGCUCAGAGGGAGAGAGAUGUCGGCCUUGUUCCCAGUGGUCUUCUUGCAAUAAACUGAUUUACAUACGCGGACCAUUUUCCCACGUCUUUAUGGGCUCUUCACUGAACCGAUGACGUCAUCAUUCAUCGACUUACUGUUUAUUUUGACAGCAAGUUGUAACAAUAACACACGCAGAUAAUAUA